AUGCCUGCUCCCUACUCAACCGGCGACAAGCGGUCCUUUGGCUGGGUCACCGCUCGCGAGCGCUGGCCUGUCAUCAUCACCCAAGCCAUCGACGAUCUUUACCGGUCCGUCUCGCAGACCAAGGACGCCGAGAAGGAGGCCGAUGGCAAGAAGAUCAUCGAGAAGAUUGCCCGCCUCAAGUACGAGGUCCAACACGACCGACCGUUGACACCGAUCGAGGACGAUGGAUACCCCGACGUUAGCAUCUACAACGAGGAGCUGAAGAAGCUCGGCUCACCUUCAUGGCUCAAUAUUCCCUGGCUCUACUGCGAAUGCUACCUGUUCAGACGCAUCGCCACUUACUUUGCCCAAUCCACACACUGGAAGAACUACGACGUCUUCGCCCGCCAGAAGAUCAGCACCUUCCGAUCCUCUCGCCCCGCCGUGCUGGAGCUGGCCUCCAAGUACAAGGAGCUGGUGGAGCAGCUGCGGGCGAACAAGGGCACCGCCCAGGACGACGAGGCCGAGAAGAUCCUCUUCGCCGAGAUGUGCGAGAUCUGUUUGUGGGGCAACGCGACGGACCUGUCUCUGCUGACGAGCCUGACGUACGAGGACAUCCAGAAGCUGCAGGGCUCCGAGGCCCGCAAGGCGUCGGAGAAGAACAUCGUCGUCAACGACCUCCCCGCCGUCUACGAGCUGCUCAAGAAGGCCAAGGCCGAGGGCAAGAAAGAGCGCCGCAUCGACAUCGUCCUCGACAACGCCGGCUUCGAGCUCUACGUCGACCUCAUUCUCGCCGGCUACCUGCUCUCGGCCGGCCUGGCGACGCACGUCGUCCUGCAUCCCAAGUCGAUCCCGUGGUUCGUCUCGGACGUGCUGCCGGGCGACUUUGCCCAGCUGCUCGGCGCCAUCGCCAACCCCAAGCCCUUCUACGAGACCCCCUCGGAGGAGGAGGAGCUCCAGAAAAAGACCCCCGAGCCGCUCUCGGAGGCGGACGCGGGCAACCUGUCGUUCCUUUUCCAGGAGUGGAGCCAGUUCCACGCCGAGGGCCAGCUCAUCCUCCGACCCAACCGAUACUGGACGCAUCCGGGCCCCUUCUGGCAAUUGCCAGAAGAGGCCAAGGACCUCUACGAGGAUCUCAAGGCAAGCGAGGUGGUCAUCUUCAAGGGAGACCUCAACUACCGCAAGUUGACUGGUGACGCCGACUGGGAUGCCGCAACGCCGUUCACCGAAGCUCUGAAGAACCUCGGUCCGGGGUCUGGCCUUAACAUCCUGGCGCUCCGCACCUGCAAGGCCGAUGUCGUCGUGGGUCUCCAGCCCGGCGACGACGAGAAGCUGCUGGCGACCGAGGGUGGCGGCGGCGACUCGGGCUCGCGUAAGUGGGCGUGGAGCGGCAAGUGGGCCGUUGUGUCGUUCUCGGGCGGCAAAUGA
This is a messenger RNA of Colletotrichum graminicola M1.001, 1407 nucleotides long. RefSeq lists its product as uncharacterized. The transcript is spliced from 6 exons. Lineage: Eukaryota; Fungi; Ascomycota; Sordariomycetes; Glomerellales; Glomerellaceae. Gene Ontology annotation, molecular function: phosphatase activity. Bases 1 to 1407 code for a protein of 468 amino acids. The record is from RefSeq and is a predicted model, not a curated record. Gene Ontology annotation, cellular component: cytoplasm; nucleus. Gene Ontology annotation, biological process: DNA damage response.